Molecule: messenger RNA, 1345 nt
Organism: Hyalella azteca
Lineage: Eukaryota; Metazoa; Arthropoda; Malacostraca; Amphipoda; Hyalellidae
Product: ATP-binding cassette sub-family A member 10
Biological process (GO): transmembrane transport; lipid transport
Cellular component (GO): membrane; intracellular membrane-bounded organelle
Molecular function (GO): ABC-type transporter activity; ATP binding; ATP hydrolysis activity
Source: RefSeq, a predicted model, not a curated record
UUACCUUCUGGGGGAGCUGAUGGAGUCGUCCCUGCUGGCGCUGCUGGUGGGAGUGACCAUGACUGUGCUGGGCAACGUCCCAUUCGUCAUGGUAUCGCUCUCCUACACCCACCUCCCUCUGCACCUCUACAUCAUCCUGAGUCUACUUGCGCCGUCUGGGUUUGGCUUCGGUUUCCGCGUUUUAUGCCAGUACGAAAUGGCGGCGACGUCGGCCACGUUCCAGAACCUCUUCGUGCCUCCCACUGUCGACAGCGAAAUGACGUCAGGCUACGCGCUGCUGAUGCUGCUGCUGGACGCAUGUCUGCUGCUGGUGCUGACGCUGCUACUGCAGCUCUGCAGAGUUGGAUACAGACGCUGCUUUUCCCCCAAGGUUCACUCCGGCUCUUCGGAGCGACUCUGUGGCAAAGGUUCAUGGUUGAACGCUCCUGAUGUCACCGCCGUCAAGAAUAUUCAGCACCAGCAAGGGUGCGUGCGGUUGUCGCAAGUGAGGUACGCGGUGCAGGGGCGCGCAGGCCGAGGCGGCAGGACGCUGCUGGAGGGCGUCACGCUCGACCUCAAGCAGGGGCACGUCACGGCCCUCCUGGGGCACAACGGCGCCGGCAAGACUACCCUCAUAUGGCUCGGGAAGCUGGGUUUCGGUGACCACGGAGACCAGCUGUGCUGUCACCUGUCAGAAGGACUCUGUCAGCAGCUGGCUGUUGCGGUAGCCUUCCUGGGCUCCAGUCAGCUGGUGCUGCUGGAUGAGCCCACAGCUGGUGUAGACCCCACCGCCCGACGAGCCAUCUGGCAGCUGGUGCAGCUGGAGAAGACGUCGCGUGUGGUGGUCGUUGCGACGCAUUUCCUGGACGAGGCCGAGAUGCUUGCUGACGUCGUCAUCGUCGUUGACCAUGGUCGCGUGGUGGGGCAAGGCCCACCCUGGGAGCUCAAGAGGCAGCUGGGACCAGGGCUACGCGUGAACCUGGUUCGCGGUGAACCCUCAGUGACCAUCUGCGGUCGCGUGGUGGGGCAAGGGUCCCCUUGGGAGCUCAAGAGGCAGCUGGGGCCAGGGCUACGCGUGAACCUGGUUCGCGGUGAACCCUCAGUGGCUCGUGCUGGGCUCCCGAGAACCGAGUUUAUGGACCGCAGUCACCGCCUCGCCCAGCAGCACCAAGAUGGGGCGAGCGAUCGCGUGCUGCAGCUGGUGCAGCAGGUGGUGCCGGAGUGCAGCAUCCUGCGGGACACGGCUGAGAGACUCACCCUCACCCUCCCCCACCCCGCGCUGGGGGAGUCCAGGUGGUUACUGGGGGUCUUGGUGGCUGGGGGUGAACCGGAGAAUCUUGUUCGAAAAAUUGAUGCGGAAAUUUGA